GAGAGAGAGAGUGAGUGAGUGACUGAGUGAGUAAGACUUUUUGUAUCUGAGCCAUUUUUCUCUGAACUCUGACAGGUAUAGCAGUCAGUCCACAUAAUGCGGGCCCAGGAUGGUCUAGAUCUAGAAAGUUAAUUACUGAGACCCACCUGCUGAACCUUACCCAUGUUCUUCUGCUCCAGGGGACCAGUCCUCCUGCGCUCCCCGGGAAACAUGCUCCUCUUCUGGAUAUCUUGUGGAUCACUUCUCCCUCUCCUGGUCCUUUGCAAUAACGGACAAGAAUGCUGCACCAUCCAGGACAACACACAAUAUCAUGUGUCCCCUGUGCUUGAGUCCCUGCGGUGCUACAAUGACUACAGCUCCUACGUCCGCUGUAGCUGGGAGGAGAGUCCACACCCGUCCUCACAGCCGUUAGCCCUAUUAUACUGGGACAGCCCUGAGAACCGUGAGUCCUUGUGUAAACCCUAUGGUCAGCGAGCACUGAAUCCCAGCAACAUCAAGCUCACUGCCCAGUGUCAGUACAACACUAAAUACUUUGGCAUCAAUACCAACCAUGUCUUCUUCUUCAAUACCUCCUGUCCCCCUGCCCUGCUUCUGUCUAAGAAUGUGAGGGUGCGUCCACCAGUCCACCUAUCACCGAAGCUUGUAGAGAGAGGGGGCUGUUUGCUCAGCUGGAAAAGCCCCUACCCCCCAUCAUCCCUCUUGACCCCUACUCUCAACUACCAGGUCAACUACAGGAGGUCUAACCAGGAUGACUGGACAGCAGUGGAGGUUCAGGACACCCAGCUGAGUGUGAAGGCUGAGGCUCAGGUGCCCGGCUUCCAGUAUGAAGCCAAGGUGAGGGCAAGGAGGAAGACAGGACUGUGGAGCGAGUGGAGCCCCCUAGUGACCUGGUUGACUGAGGAGGACCCUGUGCCAGGCCCCUCCAAUGCGCAGUGUGUGUUGGAUAAUGAGACUACGGUGACAUGCAGUUGGGAGGUGAAGAGAGACCUGGCUCAGUUCCUUACCUUCCACCUGUCCUGCAAACACAACCACACGGCACCAGCCCAGAAAUGCUGUGAUAACACCAUGGUCGGCGUUCCAUCCAGGGGUCCAGUGCUAGAAUACAGCUGCUCCUUCCAUGUCCAAGACUUAGAGCAGCUAGAGGUGGAGCUCAUCCCCACACGCAACAGCAAAACGUUUAAAACACACAAAAACAUUCGUCCAAACCGUCCACUCAAAGUGCAGAUAGAAGAGAGAGAUGGGAACUGGAUUCUAAAAUGGAAUCCGCCUGAUUUUGAUCUGACCUAUCAGGUGCACUAUCAGGUGCAAUACUGGAGUAAUGAGACUAAGGAGGAUACUACGUUCAUCAAUGUCUCCCAGGGGUCCCACUCGCUCUCCAUACUGGGGGUGUCCCUGCGCCCCUCUGAGUGCUACCUGGUUAAGGUGAGAGCCCUGGUGGUUCCAGGAGAGCGUGAUCCUUUUGACGGAGCCCCCUCAGAAUGGACCGACCCAGUGGAGUGGACCACAGAAUCAGCUUCCUGGUCCAUCACCACCUUCCUCUACGUCUUCAUCAGUAUACUGGUGGCCAUUGUCUUCAUCGCUCUCUAUGUUACCAUACCAGCCUGUCACAGGAGGGUAGUCCUGUGGGAGGUGUCUGUCCCGUCGCCCCUCAAGAGCAAGGUACUGGGAGAGGUCAUUAAGAAAUCUCCUGAUAGGUUGUUAUUCCAUGAGAGUGAGAGAAGUGAGAAGACCUACAUCUGCAGGGUACAGACACAGGAGAGCAGGGAGGAAAACAGUCUCUGCUCCAGCUGCUCUUCAGUUCCAUUGUGGUUGAACUCAGAUGUAAAAGCAAAUGGACUGUUCCAUUCCAUUACCAAGGAGGGGUGGAAGAAGUAUGACCCAAACUCUUCCUCCCUCCAUUUGCUGUCUGUGGACAGAUCUGGCCCUCCUGCUCUGGACUCAUCCGGCUUCAGCUUCAGUGGCCCUUACAUCUUCUGUGGCGACAGUUCACCGGCGCCGAGUGAGUUUCUGAGUCUGGAGCCUCCCUGUGAGGAGUUCGACAACACUCUCUCUAACUCUGAACCCACUUCUCCGUCCUCCUCGGAGAGGUCUGCCCCAUCCCUCUCGGAGUCGAGUGAGGGCUACGUGGCGAUGCCUCAGGUCUGUGCUGGCCUGUCCAGAUCAACAGAGGGAGUAUCUGAUGGUGUUACGAGCGCUGUAGUAGCGGACGACAGUAAGAACACUGGUAACAACAACGGCAACAACGACAUCAUGGCAUGGCCCAAGUCAGCGCUCCUCCCACCCGGACCUAGCUCUAUGCCCACCUGCUCACCACCCAGUGAGAAUGAAGACCCUCCUCCAGCGUACACACCCCCAACCACCACAACCACCCCUCCCACCUUGCCCCCAGUGGGCCCUACCCUACACACCUCUGGGUACUGCUUCCUCCCGGCCCUACAGGCACUUGGGGGCUGGGGCCAUGUGCAGUCUUCUGGACCACCUAAAGGGGGCAGUCAAGAGCAGCAGGCCUGUAGGAGGGAGAUGAGGCAGGAGGAGCAGUGCAAGGAGGAUCCAUAUGUCAGACUGUCCCAGCUAGCCACUUAGCUAACUAGCUAACCCCAUCUAAUGCUGGACUACAUGAGGGACUACAUGAGGGUCACUGUUCUCAAUAUUUGAUCCAUUCUAACACUAACACACCUGCCUCAACUAAUCACAAGAGCUUGAUUAUUAGUUGGACUAGUUCAUUCAGGUGUGUUAGUGUUGGAAUGGACCACAUGUGUAAAACUACUGAUUUGUGGUCACUGAAGACUGGGUUGAGAUUGAGAAACACUUCUAUUUCUGGGAGGGAAAACUGUUGGAGCCUCAUAGAGAAGCCUCCCUUGAUUACUCACAAUGCCCAGCAGAUGGCAUCACUGUACUUACUGUGUAUCUGUUGAACUCACAAGAGGUGGCCUAUGGAUUCUACUGUAAGGACUAACUACAAACACAGAAGCAUACUGCAGUAAGCCAUUCCUCUCUGGGUGGUAAGGUGACUGAGGGCCAGAUUCCCAGGUUUCCACCACAUCACAUAGAUGGUACAUGUGUAACAGGGUGGCACUGUUGAGUUGGUGAAUGCAGCCUUAUGCCUCUGUCAGUGCCAGUGGCUGUUCCUGUCGUUCCACAGCAGGGGUCGGCCCGCGGGCCGCAAAGUGCUGUGUUACAGAAUGCGAAGGGUGAUGACUGUCUCCUGGUCGAAUGUCAUUUGUCACAAGCUUUGUAAACAACUGGUGUAGACUUAGAAUUAUGGGCCCUUCCCAACAAUGCAGAGAGAAGAAUAUAGAGACGGGGUACCAGUACUGAGUAGAUGUGCAGGGAUACAAGGUAAUUGAGGUUGAUAUGUACAUAUAGGUAGGGGUAAAGUGACUAGGCAACCGGAUAGAUAAUAAACAGUAGCAGCAGUGUAUGUGAUGAGUCAAAAGAGUUAGUGCAAAGAGGGUCAAUGCAGAUAGUCUGGGUAGCUAUUUGAUUAACUAUUUAGUAGUCUUAUGGCUUGGCGGUAGAAGCUGUUCAGGGUCCUGUUGGUUCCAGACAUGGUGUAUCGGUACCGCUUGCUGCAUGGUAUCAGAGAGAAUAGUCUGUGACUUGGGUGGAUGGUGUCUUUGACAAAUGUUUUCCUCUGACACCGCCUGGUAUAGAGGUCCUGGAUGGCAGGGGCAUACACACUACCCUCUGUAGCGCCUUGCAGUCGGAUGCCAAGCAGUUGCGAUACCAAGCAGUGAUGCAGUGAGUCAAGAUGCCUUUAAUGGUGCAGCUGUAGAACUUUUUGAGGAUCUGAGGGCCCAGGCUAAAUAUUUUCAGCCUCCUGAGGGAGAAGAGGCAUUGUCGUACCUUCUUCGCGAAUGUGUAGGUGUGUGUGGAUCAUGUUUAUUUGUUAGUGAUGUGGAACUAAGGAACUUGAAUCUUUCAUCCUGCUCCACAACAGCCCCAUCGAUGUGGUAGGAGCGUGCUCAGCUCUCCGUUUCCUGUAGUCCAUGAUCAGCUCCUUUGUCUUGCUGAUGUUGAGGGAGAGGCCAGGUCACUGACCUCCUCUCUGUAGGUGGUCUCAGCAAACUUAAUGAUGGUGUUGGAGUUGUGCACGGCCAAGCAGUCGUGGGUGAACAGGGAGUACAGGAGGGGACUAAGCACGCACCCCUGAGGGGCCCACGUGUUGAGGGUCAGCGUGGCAAGCUUUUUACUUUCUUUGUUAAUUAAAUGUGAGGACACCUUUUAAAAAUAGAGGGGAAAGAUGUAACAUGGUGGAACUGUUGAGUUGGUGAAUGCAGCCUUGUGCCUCUCAGUGCCAGGUGUGUGAGAUUGUUGAUUGUAAUUAAGGGUGUGGCCUUCAGUAUUUUACCUGGCUGUUCUUGUUGUUCUACAGAUAUGCAUUACCAUGAGAAUUCCAAAUUCUGAAGCAUAUCCGGGGAUCUUGCGUUUAUGGCAAGAAUACCCGUAUGCCAAUUUGACCCGCUCUCCUUCACCCAUGGCAUGCCCUCCUGAGAGUAUUGUGCAACAUGUCCUGUGACCACCAGUAAUUGAUCUGAUCUGUGUUAUGCCAUAGCUCAGGCAUAUAUCGAAUGUAAUUGUGGAUUUGUAUGUCAACUAAAGUUUUUUUAUGUCCUUUUUUUAUGUUCCAAGGAACAUGUAUGCCUAGAGAUGAAAAUAUUGUUUUGUUUGCUGUAAAAUAAAGUAGUGCGUUCAGAAAGUA
Oncorhynchus kisutch (coho salmon) is the source of this 4702-nucleotide messenger RNA. Its product is annotated as cytokine receptor common subunit beta. Gene Ontology annotation, cellular component: external side of plasma membrane. The transcript is spliced from 13 exons. Gene Ontology annotation, molecular function: cytokine receptor activity; protein binding. The record is from RefSeq and is a predicted model, not a curated record. Lineage: Eukaryota; Metazoa; Chordata; Actinopteri; Salmoniformes; Salmonidae. Gene Ontology annotation, biological process: cytokine-mediated signaling pathway. Bases 163 to 2583 code for a protein of 806 amino acids.